Molecule: messenger RNA, 942 nt
Organism: Lottia gigantea (owl limpet)
Lineage: Eukaryota; Metazoa; Mollusca; Gastropoda; Lottiidae
Exons: 1
Coding region: 1-942 (313 amino acids)
Biological process (GO): G protein-coupled receptor signaling pathway
Cellular component (GO): membrane
Molecular function (GO): G protein-coupled receptor activity
Source: RefSeq, a predicted model, not a curated record
AUGGCAAGUAUUAUUACAAUUCUACGAAUGCCGCCGUUAACAUCAUCAACAGCUUACAUUGCUGUUCUGGCGGCUGGUGAUAAUUUUGCUUUGAUAACCAAACUUGUACUACAUCAACUAACAAAACACGAUGUGAUUGGUGUUUGGGGCUGUAGACUCUUAUACUAUUUAGGAUCAUUUUCUAUAAUGUAUGUCAAUUGGAUUUUAGUCGCUAUGACCGUCGAACGUUUUAUUGCUAUCUGGUUUCCUUUGAAAGUUGUGAACUAUUGCAACUGGAAAAACGCCUGUUACGCGAUGACUGGUGUUGCAGUGGUGCUACUGUUAGCUAACCUUCAAUUUCUGUGGUCUCAAACACAAUCUUCCGACGGGAAAGGAGAUAUUCAUUGUAAAUUUCAAACAGAGUAUGAAACGUUUAUAUAUCUUUACUGGUACUGGAUUGACGGAGCUCUAUAUGCCAUUGUACCGUGUAUUUUAUUGUUUGUGUUUAACUUUCUGAUUAUAUUUGGUAUACGAAAAUCAACAAGGAUUCAAGAAGGUUUGAUUCAUAACAAAUCACGACAUACGACGGAAACAAUGAAACAGCAACGUCAGAUUACUAUUAUGCUAGUGGUUGUUUCUGUUGUGUUUGUAUUAUUAAUAUUACCAAAUUGUUUAUUCUUUAUUAUCAAAGCCUAUUGGAUCUACACACCAAACUCAUACGAACAUGUUAUUUUCCUGCUUACAGAGCAACUUAUUUUUGUUUUAGCGGAUAGUAAUCACGCCGUUAACUUUUACUUGUAUUUUCUAAGUGGUAAAAAAUUUCGCAAACGUUUUUUUGACACUAUUUUCUGUAGGCAUAUUGCUCGUCGCACAUCAACUGAGUUUAAACGAUCAAGUAACAACGACAGCACUGGCACAUCAAACUCUUUUUCUCCGUUACAUAGACAUCAAACUUCUUUCUGA